GUUCAUGCGACAAUUCGUGCUGUGCGAUUAGAGAGCUUUGCCUGCCAAUCUCGAGACUAUGGAUGAUAACCGCGACGUCAACAAAUUCCUCGACAACAUUGCGCGAGGGCCAUCGGCUGUGUUUGCAACCUUCUUCGCCGCGUCUUGUGUCUUGCAUGCGUGGCAGAGCAGGAAGUACAAAUGCUGGAGCUACACAUGGCCACUUCCUUGCGCAUGCAUUGUUAUGACGGCAGGCUUCAUCUGUCGAGAGGUCGCCGCAGACUACCAUGAUGCAGACGGUUUGGGCAGUGCGGUUCAAGGGCUAUUCUAUAGCGCCGCAGUCAUAUUCACCCUCCCGCUUUACAAGUUCCUGCUCUGCUCGUCAGUCACCACCGAACUGCUGCCGCGACUCAACUUGACUAUUUCCUACAUCAUGAUCUGGACCUUCACCAGCGCCGUCAUCUCCUGCACCGCUCAGGGCGCGUCGACGUACUUUAACCCAGACGCCAAGAAGGGUACUGUCACUUCGUCUCUUGCACUGCUCAAAGCAAGCCUCUUCCUGCAAUUGGCUCCGAACGGGGCAUUUAUCUGCCUCCUUCUCCUAUUGCUCUUCCGACAGGAUGCGAAUGCCGCUCGUCGACGAGCACUUCUGAUGUCGUCGUUCGUGUUGAUGGCGCUGAUCUGCGUGCGCAAUCUGUUUCGGACCAUUCAGCUCUUCAGCUCACCACGCUCCCGACCGUGGACCGACGAGGCGUAUUUCUGGGUCUUUGAGGGUUGUGUGAUGCUGAGCUACACGGUUCUGUUUCAUGUUCUGCAUCUGGGCAAGUUCGUUCCUACUGGGCUCUAUGACUGUUCGCAAGGAAGACGACGGUGUAGUUGA
Molecule: messenger RNA, 859 nt
Organism: Cladophialophora immunda
Lineage: Eukaryota; Fungi; Ascomycota; Eurotiomycetes; Chaetothyriales; Herpotrichiellaceae
Exons: 5
Coding region: 59-859 (266 amino acids)
Cellular component (GO): membrane
Source: RefSeq, a predicted model, not a curated record